Messenger RNA from Aspergillus luchuensis, 1023 nucleotides. Its product is annotated as Kelch repeat protein. Lineage: Eukaryota; Fungi; Ascomycota; Eurotiomycetes; Eurotiales; Aspergillaceae. The record is from RefSeq and is a predicted model, not a curated record. The transcript is spliced from 2 exons. The coding region runs from base 1 to 1023 and encodes 340 amino acids. Gene Ontology annotation, molecular function: protein binding.
AUGCCACGUGCUGUUUGGACCAAACUCCUGUCGGAUGUCUCUAUUAAGAGAUCAUCCCAGACUCUCGCAAUCCUGGCCAGCAAUGCAUAUAUCUAUGGCGGAGAGCUGCGGCCGCGAGAACCAGUUGAUUCUGCGGUAUACCGUUUGUCUUUGGACGCUUCAAAAUCCAGCAACCACAAUAUCAUACAGACUUUCCCGUCUGCCAGUCACCCCCAGCCCCGCGUAGGUUCCGCCUCGACCGCGCUUGCUGGGAGACUUUACAUCUUCUCUGGUCGGGGCGGUAUCGCCAUGGCCCCGAUCGAGGAAUCUGGCACCUUCUGGGUCUUUGAUCCGACCCAGAACACCUGGUCCCAAUUGGCCCCUGCAACCUCGAACUCGCAAUACCCUGUGGGCCGCAGCUACCACACGCUCACCAAUAACGGCACGGACACCAUCUAUCUGCACGGUGGCUGCCCAUCCAGUGGUCGUCUACGCGACCUUUGGGCGUUCAACAUCCAUUCUCGGCAAUGGCUAGAGUUGCCCCCGGCACCCGGCCCGGAACGAGGCGGCGCGUCGAUCGCGUACGCUGAUCAGCGAAUCUACCGGAUGAACGGCUUUGACGGGACCAGGGAGCAAGGCGGAUCCCUGGACGUGUACAAUGUACAGACGAACGAGUGGACCAGUCUCACGUAUGCAUCGGAUGGAAUCUCCGGGCCUAGUCCGCGAAGCGUGGGCUGCUUGCUCGCCACGAUGAUCGGUGGGAGGCAGUCACUGGUAACAAUGUUUGGCGAGCAUGAUCCCAGUAGCCUGGGACACCAGGGUGCCGGAAAGAUGUUGGCGGAUAUAUGGGCGUUUGAUCUUCAAUCUCAGCGGUGGGCACAGGUGGAUAUUGCGGAGCCAAACAGACCUCCGGCGCGUGGCUGGUUUGAUGCGGACGUCAUCGGCCCUGAAGCAGAUGCCAAUCCUGGAAGCAUAGUAAUUCACGGUGGACUUGCUGAGACAAAUGAGCGGUUGGAUGAUGUGUGGCGACUAGAUUUCGUCUAG